CUAAUCGUUUUCGGUACUAUAUAUACAGCCGCGGGCAGAAUAGUUCGCAAUAUUGUCACCAAGUUACCUCGAGAGUAUCCAAUUAUACCAACUAUCAGAAAAAUGAAAUCGGUAAUCGUUGUAGUUGUGGCCCUCGCGGCUUACACUUUGGCAGCACCCACGUACAGUGCGGAGUACUUUAAAGUGCACGAACAAUGCCAAGCUGAUGAGAAACUCCGCAUCCAAAACAUGACCGUGUUCGAGCAGUUGGAGUACGAGAAAUUGCCGGUGUCUCAGGUAGACAUCCCUGCCAACUUCGACGACCACAUGGCGUGCAUGUACGAGAACCUGGGCUUAUUUAACGAUAACGGCGACAUCAUUGUAUCCGUCGCCGCCGACAAAUUGAAGACUUUGUUCAGCAAGCCAGAAGUUGCCACCCAGAUCGUCACCGCUUGCGGAGGCAUCGCUAACGAGUCGGACGAUCUUGCAGAAACCGCCGGACUCUUCUAUUUCUGUACUCUAGAGUACUACGCAUAAUUGUAUUUCAUACCUUAAAGCGUGUAAACAAUUAGCUUUCAUUAAAAUUUCAUAAUUUUUGA
This is a messenger RNA of Cylas formicarius (sweet potato weevil), 578 nucleotides long. RefSeq lists its product as uncharacterized. The transcript has 2 exons. Lineage: Eukaryota; Metazoa; Arthropoda; Insecta; Coleoptera; Brentidae. The record is from RefSeq and is a predicted model, not a curated record. Gene Ontology annotation, molecular function: odorant binding. The coding region runs from base 103 to 516 and encodes 137 amino acids.